This is a messenger RNA of Nematostella vectensis (starlet sea anemone), 2087 nucleotides long. RefSeq lists its product as uncharacterized. Gene Ontology annotation, cellular component: trans-Golgi network. Gene Ontology annotation, biological process: vesicle fusion with Golgi apparatus; endoplasmic reticulum to Golgi vesicle-mediated transport. Lineage: Eukaryota; Metazoa; Cnidaria; Anthozoa; Actiniaria; Edwardsiidae. The record is from RefSeq and is a predicted model, not a curated record. Bases 77 to 1000 code for a protein of 307 amino acids. The transcript is spliced from 2 exons.
UUUCUGUACGAGAGAACUCCCGUCGGAUGGAUCUAUGAAUUGAGAUGCGUAAAGGACUGAUUUAAAAACAUCUUAUAUGUCAUAUAAGAUGAAGUUUACAGAAUUUGUGAAAAGGUACCCCUACUACUCACGCUUCAGGUUCUCUGCCGACGAGCACGGCAAUGCGCAAUUCGUUUUCAAUGGGGACGAAUACGAUCCAUUCGACAAGAAUGGGAAUCUAGUCAAAACGUUAUAUCACUUCCCUGGUAAUAGCUGGAAACCCGAGAAUAUCCAGGAUUUUCUAGUCGCCGACGACACACAAGCAUACAAGGAAACGAUCCAGCAACUGUUUGGGUUCCCAAAACAAUACAGACUAGACGCGCGUGCAGAGUACAAGAUAUUGCCGUUGGACGAAAACCCUACGAGAAAUAAUUACGUCUCUUUUGAUGUUUUUAUAACACCAAAGGUGAAGACACACUUUGUUUUUAGGGACAUAUUCACCGACAGCUUGCUAGUAUUCAGAACAGCAAAGGAGGCUAGUAGGUGGCUCGACGCCCCGAACCUCAGUUAUUGGAGUCAAGCCUUAAAUUUUGCUAUGUUUUGCGCGACUGCUGGAUGUGGUGUGACGCGUGACAUGAUUGACGACUCUCAAGUGGGGUCAUUCUACAGAUUUCACAUCAUUUUCACUAUCAGACGAAUAUUAAACGAGCUACAAUGCCCUCUUCCAAAAGAUAGGCUCUUUAGUUGGAAUAAAAACUUUUACAGCGAAGCGGCUUACCAAAAACUAAGAACAGAAUUCCGAACUGGUGACGAUUUCCGGUUCCUCGGACCGAUAAAUCAUGGGUUAGGGAACGUUUAUAAUUAUGAUUAUCACGGCUUGUCAUCUUCUAACGACAAGUAUAAGCCUUAUGGCACCAUUGAUCAAUUACACGACGAAUGGGACGCUGCCAAAAGCGACCACGAACACAUGAAUCACUUUGAGAUCGAGUACCUGAAAGACCUUAGAACUGGGUUUCAGUAGGAGUGGUUCUUUCCGGAAAAAUCAAUGGGGUUAACCAAAGCUGGGUUGUCUAGGAUAAACCAGAGCAUCGAAGCCUUUGUUUACUGUAUUCUAGGCGCGCAAGUUCAGACCCGGUCGUCAAUCGUCGGUGAUAGCGGUUCAGCUCAGGAAACGAAACAGGUCUUCACGAAACUCUUUGAAAGCGCGGUGGUGGAAAACAGUAUAUCGAAAAGUAUACAACGGUAUCAGUUUGCUUUACAACAGGCUAGACAAAAACUAGACCUGGCUUUCGCCCUCGGCUGUUGGUUAAGUCCAUCGUAUCUUGUGAUAAAUAACAACACUUCGAUCGCUGGCUAUAAUAACAAGUUACAAAAAGCCACCACUGAUAUGAAACUGGGGCUGAAUCCGAUAAAUAACGAGAUAAAAACGAUCCCAAAACAUAAUAUGGGUCAUUCAAAGAUUGUGUUACCUCAUACCGAGUCAGUCACGGCUCACAAACCGGAACCGGAGGCGAAAACUAACCCAAAGCCGGACGUGAUUAAACCCACGAACACGCAGCACGAAAAUAACCUUGUCACGAUCACAGCCUUUACGGCUGGUUUAGCUUGGUAUCUAUUCCGAUAACAUGCGGGGUGCAUGUGGACGGAUGUGACGUACCGCAAGAAGACAAUACCUGUCCACGUGUGCAUACCAGACCACCCUGGCGACCGCGAACUCUCAAUCCUGAAGACAAGCUCGAAGACAAGCUGCAACACAAGCAGCAAAACAAGCCUGAAAAGACGCCUGAAGACAAGCCUGAAGACCAGCCCGAAGAUGAGCCCAAAGACGAGCCCGAAGACAAGUCCGAAGACAAGCCAGAAGACAAUGCGGAUAAAAAGCCUGAAGACAACCCCGAAGACAAGCCCGAAGACAAGACGGAAGACAGGCCGGAAGACCAGCCCGAAGACAAGCCCGAAGACCAGCCCUAAGACGAGCCCGAAGACAAGCCAAAAACAAGCCGGAAGACAAGCCGGAAGUCAAGCCUGAAGACAAGCCCGAAAACAAGCCCGAAUACAAGCCCUUAGACAGGCCUGAAGACAAGCCCGAAGACAAGCACGAAGACAAGCAG